Molecule: messenger RNA, 477 nt
Organism: Cutaneotrichosporon cavernicola
Lineage: Eukaryota; Fungi; Basidiomycota; Tremellomycetes; Trichosporonales; Trichosporonaceae
Exons: 5
Coding region: 1-477 (158 amino acids)
Source: RefSeq, a predicted model, not a curated record
AUGUACACCGCCCUCCUCGCUGGCCUCACCCUCAUCACCGGCGCUGCCGCCGAGAUUGCCAUCCUCUACCCCUACGCCGGUGCGACCUGCCCGCCACCGACCCCAAGGAGUUCAGAGUCCUUCUCUCGGGCGGCGGCAUGGCCGGCCCCCAGCAGCUCGCUCAGGAGGGACGCCGUUCUCCUUCCUCAGCUCAACCCUGGCGAUGGUUACUCUAUCUCAUUUGUCAACACCACCAACGAGGCCCAGGUCUACGCAAAGUCGAACGCCUUUAAGAUUGAGCAGGGCAUCGCGCCCACCACCCUCUCGAGCGCCAGCGCGUCCGCGACUACGGCCACCAACGCCAUUCCCAACGUCUCGGUCGCCCCCACCGCCAACCCCUUCGCUUCGACCUCGGCCAAGCCUAACGGCGCUGCCCAGAUGGCUGCCCCCGUCGUUGCGGCCGGUGCCAUCGCUGCCGCUAUCAUCGCUGCCAUCUAA